Molecule: messenger RNA, 717 nt
Organism: Lathyrus sativus (Indian pea)
Lineage: Eukaryota; Viridiplantae; Streptophyta; Magnoliopsida; Fabales; Fabaceae
Source: the annotation of a GenBank genome assembly
AUGGCAGAAAAAGAAAAGGUCACCACCAUAAUGAAACUCAAAGUUGAUCUUCAGUGCAAUAAAUGCUACAAAAAAGUCAAGAAAGUUCUAUGCAAAUUUCCUCAAAUUCAAGAUACGGUGUUUGAUGAGAAGAACAACAUGGUAAUAAUCAAAGUGGUUUGUUGUAGCCCUGAGAAGAUCAGAGACAAGAUUUGUUGCAAAGGGUGUGGUGUCAUCAAAAGCAUAGAAAUUCUUGAACCUCCUCCACCUCCCAUACCCAAACCCAAAGAGCCUGUGAAGCCCAAAGAGCCUGAAAAGCCUAAGGAGCCAGAAAAACCCAAACAACCAGAGAAGCCAAAAGAGCCUGAGAAACCAAAAGAGCCUGAAAAACCCAAGGAGCCUGAGAAGCCAAAAGAAUUGCCUCCUCCACCGCCGGCGCCGAAGCCCGAACCACCGAAAGAACCUGCAAAACCACCACCGCAGCCGGAGUACAUACCGGGACCGCCACCUUCGAUUCCGGUAUGUCCUCCACAGAUGGUGGUUCCGAUCGGGGUAUGUUGCGGGUCAUGCUAUGAAGGUAGGGGAGGUGGGCCAUGUUUUCAGGGCUACGGUGGGCCACCACAGGUAAGUUGUUACGAUGGGUACUACGGAAGACCGAUUUAUGAUAGUUACGGUGGUGGCAGACCUUGUUAUGAAUAUUUAUGUGAAGAAAAUGCAUCUGGUUGCACAAUUAUGUGA